AUGGCACCUCGAAAGAAGCCCAUGCUCAAGAACACCGACGAUGGCUAUGUCAUAUGUCCCUCGUGUCCGGAGGAGACGCUUCUUUACCCUGCGAUCUGUUUCAAGCCGCACCCGAGCGGCAAGGACGUCUGGUAUUUCUACGAGCCAGGCUCGGUCCCUCCUGAGAUUCUUCAGCGCGCUAAGCUGGCCACAUCCACAAUCCUAUCACCUUUGCCAUCCGACUCGUCGUCCAGCAGUCUCGCUGGAUCCGAUUCAGCUCCCUCUGGCAACCAGUCUUGCCUCGACAUACCGGUGCUCGUCGACCUGUAUGUAUUCGGGUACAUCUUGAUAAUACGUUCUAUACUUCACGUGCUGGCUUUUGCCGUCCUUGUCGGUGACGAGUACGUCAUGCACGAUGUAGUUAUUGCGGUAGUUCCAACCGCACACUGUAACGAGCGGUUAUACGCAUAUUGA
Molecule: messenger RNA, 453 nt
Organism: Coniophora puteana RWD-64-598 SS2
Lineage: Eukaryota; Fungi; Basidiomycota; Agaricomycetes; Boletales; Coniophoraceae
Exons: 2
Coding region: 1-453 (150 amino acids)
Source: RefSeq, a predicted model, not a curated record